Rhizophagus irregularis DAOM 181602=DAOM 197198 is the source of this 591-nucleotide messenger RNA. RefSeq lists its product as uncharacterized. The record is from RefSeq and is a predicted model, not a curated record. Gene Ontology annotation, molecular function: ATP binding; protein kinase activity. Lineage: Eukaryota; Fungi; Glomeromycota; Glomeromycetes; Glomerales; Glomeraceae. Gene Ontology annotation, biological process: protein phosphorylation.
UAUUUAGUAUUUGCACCAGUUGGAUAUAUGACAAUUCCUAAAGAUGAAGAUGAGCUGCGAUAUGCUAUAUGGAGUGUACUUAAAGUUGUAAUGAUCCUUCACGCAAAUGAGAUUGUUCAUCGGGACAUUCGUUGGGAAAACAUCAUGAGACUUACAGAUAAUAGUUGGAUUUUAAUUGACUUCGAAGAAGCUGCUCCAAUCGGAAGAGGUAACCGAAGUACACCUACAUUAAAUAUUGCGGCUCCGGAAUAUAGAGGUGUGGAAUCCGAUCCAUGCCGAGCAGCAGGUGAUAUCUGGAUGAUUGGAAACCUUUUGGACGAUCCGAUAAUUAAUCGAAUUCAGCUUUCUGAAAGUGCUAGAAAUUUUCGGGAUAGAUUGACACAACAAAAUCAUAGUGAAAGACCAUCUGCAGCAGAUGCCAUUGAUGACGACUGGUUUAGCGAUAUGUAAAGAUAAAAUGUUUAGCAUAGAUUUACAGUAUUAGUGUAUUUUCGUAGUUGUAAGACUUUCUAGAUUUUUACUAUCAUAUUUGGGUAUCAAAAUGAUGUAAUACAAAACAAAUAAAAAAUUAAUAUGCAAUGAAAAUCGCAU